Pogonomyrmex barbatus (red harvester ant) is the source of this 1975-nucleotide messenger RNA. RefSeq names its product protein arginine N-methyltransferase 5 (gene csul). The record is from RefSeq and is a predicted model, not a curated record. Gene Ontology annotation, biological process: peptidyl-arginine N-methylation; regulation of DNA-templated transcription. Gene Ontology annotation, cellular component: cytosol; nucleus. NCBI's taxonomy places the organism in Eukaryota, Metazoa, Arthropoda, Insecta, Hymenoptera, Formicidae.
UGAAUGUAUAUAAAAAGAAUUGAAAUUACAUUUAUCACGUAACAUCCUGAAAUACUUCAGAAAAGGAAAGUAUAAUUAUACAUUUAAUUGUAUAUUUACUUAAAUAUUGCAAUGAGAAAUCAGCGGCCAGUUUCUUGCGGAUUGGAUUUUUGUUGUGCUGUAAAUUUGAAUGACUGUUUGGUAUAUGCAAGUGACUCAAAAUAUGAUUUUAUUUGUGUUCCUUUAGUUCAUCCUUUAUUCAAAAGAGAAUUUAUCUCUGGUUGUGCCAAAAAUCGUCCAGGACCAUUUACUAGGCCUGACAUAAUUUUAUGCAGUUCAGUAUGCAAGAUUGAUAGGUGGCUUGGAGAACCAGUAAGAUGUUUAAUUUUGCCGACAACAUUAUUUUUAACAAACAAAAAGGGAUAUCCAGUAUUAAGUAAAGCACAUCAAGCAUUAGUGAAAAAAUUUGCUGCAUUGGAAGUACAAUUUAUUUUAACAGGCGCUUCACGUUAUCAAAGUAUUAGUUUUUAUCAUAAUUAUCUUGACUAUUUAUGGAAGGGAUGCCAAAAUGAUGGAACAGUAGAAAAAUUUGCUCGUGGAUAUGAAGAUUAUUUGCAAUGUCCAUUACAACCUCUAAUGGAUAACCUCGAGUCUCAAACUUAUGAAAUCUUUGAAAAGGAUUCCGUAAAGUAUCGAGAAUAUCAAAGUGCUAUAUAUGAAGCUAUUAAAGCAAUAAUAUCUAAGAUGGAUAAAGAGGAAGAAAGAACGAUAGUUAUUAUGGUGGUUGGUGCUGGAAGAGGACCACUUGUAACUGCAUCUCUAAAUGCCGCUGAAAUGGCCUAUUGGAAAGUAAAAGUAUAUGCAGUGGAGAAGAAUCCCAAUGCCGUGAUAACUUUACAGGCUCUUCAGAGAGACAUGUGGAAAGAAAAAGUUACAGUCGUAUCAUGCGAUAUGAGGGAGUGGAAUCCCCCGGAAAAAGCUGAUAUCAUUGUUUCCGAAUUACUCGGAUCCUUUGGUGAUAAUGAAUUGUCUCCAGAAUGUCUAGAUAAUGUUCUUAAAUUCCUAAAAGAUGACGGAAUUAACAUACCGCAAUCAUACACUUCAUAUAUUGCUCCUAUACAAUCUUCUAAACUAUACAAUGAAGUAAGACAGCUUAGAGAUAAAGAUAAACAUCCAUUAGCUCAUUUUGAAACUCCAUAUGUAGUACAUUUUCAAAAUAAAUAUGAUAUAGCAAAUCCAAAGCCACUCUUUACAUUUAAACAUCCGAAUACAGAUGUUAUUGACAAUUCGAGGUACGAAACCAAAACUUUUCAAGUACAUCAGAACUGCGUGUUACAUGGAUUUUCAGGAUAUUUCGCAACCAUUUUAUAUGAAAAUAUCACAUUAAGCAUAGAACCUACCACAUAUAGCCCAGAUAUGUUCAGUUGGUUCCCAAUCUUCUUUCCAUUAAAGGAAUCAAUACAAUUGAAGGCAGGAGAUGAAAUAGUGGUUCAUUUUUGGCGUAGAUGUAGUUCUAAGAAAGUAUGGUAUGAGUGGUGUCUCAGCAAACCUGUUCCAGUUUCAAUACAUAAUUCAACUGGCCGUUCUUCUAUUAUUGGUUUAUAACGUAUUUAUUCAUUAUUAAUUAUUUUUUAUUCACUUGAGAACUUCCCGAUAAUGUAAGAUGACGUCAAUUAGAUUAAAUAUUGAUUACAGAUAUAGUUAAAUUUUCUAAAAAAUAUCUAGACAGAGCAUUAUACAUAUCUGAGUAAUAUUUUUGCAUUAAUUUGAUUUAUAAAAUUACAUUAAUAGCAAAGCUAUCAUUAGAAUCCAAGUAAAAUGAUAUAGAAUUAAUAUGCAUUUUUCUAUUUACAUAACGCAAAAAAUGUUUUAGAAAAAUUUAUUUGUUUAUGUGUCACAUGCGUUUUAAAAGUAUUGUAUAUUAACAUUAUUAUUCAUGCAUUUCUUGUAUAUUUAUGCAGUCACAUCAAGUAAUAAAGUCAUUGUCAAUGUAAAA